CAUGACCCUUUUUCUGCACAGGAAGGGAACUGUUAUGCAUCACAUUGCUGCCCUCUGUAAUGUCCUAUUUCCACAUGUAAAUAUUUCUUGAGACUGGGAGAUUUCAUCAUUGGGGCCACAGAGACUUCUAUAUAUUCAGGGGAGGAGUCCAGACCUCACUGCAGGCAGUGAAAUCUGAGAAGCAUCUACUGCUUGGAGAGCACUAAGAGGCAGACAGAACUAAACCCAUCAGCAGCAUCAUGAAGCCAGGCAGCUUUCUCCUCCUCACUCUGAUGGUCUUCUUUUUGUACUCAGAUGUUGUUGUUAAAGCAACAUGGGAAGCGGAAUAUUGCAAACAUCAUCCAAACCCAGCAUGCAUCUUCGAGAAACGUCCCCACUGCGGUUCUGAUGGCAAUACCUAUGGCAACCAGUGUGACUUCUGCAAUGCAUAUUUUGAAAGUAAAAGAACGCUGAAACUGAAUUACUAUGGAAAAUGCAUAAUGAAAGUUUAAGAUGCACAAGACUAAGAAACAUCUGCCAAGGAAGUCCCAUUUCUAGUCAAGCUUCGCUCAUUGCAUCACUACCCAAAAAAUUUCAUUCUUCUCUUUGCUUAUGCUUUGUGAGCCAGUGAAUAUCUCGCAACAUCUUAAUUUGGUUUAUCAAUAAAUAAGCUCAGCAACAGUAUCAAACUCUCCAUACAUUUAUUUGUGUAAUAU
Molecule: messenger RNA, 695 nt
Organism: Zootoca vivipara (common lizard)
Lineage: Eukaryota; Metazoa; Chordata; Lepidosauria; Squamata; Lacertidae
Product: ovomucoid
Molecular function (GO): protein binding
Source: RefSeq, a predicted model, not a curated record